AUGGAGCCACAAAGGAAGCCAUACCGAUUCCUUAUAAUCAACCCAAACACGUCAACUCAUAUGACCGAUGCCCUCAAACCAAUAGUCAACGGGGUAAACUUCAGGGGUAAAUCGGCUGUAGAGAUCUAUAGUGGGGGAAACGGACUCUCCGGCGAGCUCUCGGCGGUUCAAUUUGACUAUUUCACAGCUCCCAAGGAGCCAACCGUCACGAAGGAUGGAGAUAUCCUCAAGGGCAUACCGAGUAUAAACAACGGCAAGCAAUCAGUACUGUCCGCCGAGCACUGCUUCCCGCAUCUCCAGCCGCUGGUAGGAGAGUAUGACGGUUUUCUGGUUGCUUGUUACUCUCCGCAUCCACUGGUCGGUAUGCUAAGGAAAGCAAUUGACGAGCGCAACGAAAAGCUUGAACGUGAAGCUACCGGCCAGACGACGCAGUUCCAAAGACAACGGCAGUAUGUGACUAGCAUCAUGGAUGCAAGCAUAGAGAUGAGCGCGUAUUUUGCCAAUUUGAACGGCGCGGACAUCGAUAGGCAGUGUUCUCCGGGCCAAUUUGGAAUCGUCACCACGGCAGACGAGUGGAAGGAAGAGUUCGACAACGCAGCGAGAGAGAUGCUGCUGUCCAGCGGAAGGGAUCCUGACUUGAUAUUCGCGGGUGUCGAGACAACAGGGCUCACGGCUGGCGAAUUGCACAGCGCUCCGGCGGAGCAGGUCAGGUCCCGUAUCAAGGGUGCGACUGAACGCCUGAAGGACAGCGCAGGCCCGUCACUGCGGGUGAUUUCUAUGGGGUGCGCAGCUAUGGCCGGGAUGGAAGAAGCUGUUCUCGAGGGCUUCGAUGAGAGCCAGGGGGUUGUCGUAGUCGAUGGGACUGCUGCUGGCGUCGCUGUCUUGCUUGGGCUGUGUAGAGCUAGUAGCUAG
Molecule: messenger RNA, 912 nt
Organism: Nannizzia gypsea CBS 118893
Lineage: Eukaryota; Fungi; Ascomycota; Eurotiomycetes; Onygenales; Arthrodermataceae
Exons: 1
Coding region: 1-912 (303 amino acids)
Source: RefSeq, a predicted model, not a curated record